Cuscuta campestris is the source of this 1082-nucleotide messenger RNA. The record is from the annotation of a GenBank genome assembly. NCBI's taxonomy places the organism in Eukaryota, Viridiplantae, Streptophyta, Magnoliopsida, Solanales, Convolvulaceae.
CAAUGUCGUUCAUUGGUUCUAUUAUUUUGUGUGAGCUAUAUUAGUUUUGAAAUCUUUUUUGUUCAGCUAAUUCCUUUGUUUCUUUAUAUCCUUCCAUGUUUACAGGGAGAGCCAAGUUUCCAUUUAUUUGGGUUUAUCAUGUGUAUUGGUGCAACAGCAGCUAGGGCACUUAAGUCGGUGCUUCAAGGGAUUUUGCUUUCUUCCGAAGGGGAGAAGCUGAACUCCAUGAAUCUUCUUCUGUACAUGGCUCCUAUUGCUGUUGUACUUCUAUUACCUGCAACACUAGUUAUGGAGGAAAAUGUUGUUGGUAUAACGUUAGCACUUGCAAGGGAAGAUGUCAGAAUCAUAUGGCUACUUCUAUUCAACUCUGCACUUGCCUAUUUUGUAAACUUGACCAAUUUUUUGGUUACAAAGCACACCAGUGCAUUGACUCUCCAGGUUUUGGGGAACGCUAAAGGAGCGGUUGCUGUGGUCGUGUCAAUAUUAAUAUUCAGAAACCCAGUAUCAGUCACAGGGAUGCUUGGCUAUACACUCACAGUUUUUGGUGUUAUUCUCUAUAGCGAAGCCAAGAAACGCAGUCGGAAGGAUUGAUGUGGGGAAAAAGCACCAAAGUAUGACUUUCAAGUUUUAAAUUUUGCAUUGCAAUGGGAGGGAUCUGUUCAAGUUUCAAUGACUAGAAACGGAUCGCACACACCCUGCAGUUGUAUCUCCAGAUUUUGUCCUCAAAUUUGCAUGGAAUUUGGCAAAAAUUCGAGGAAUAUGCGCCAACAACCACAUUUCUCAGCCGGUCAGCCCAAACAGUGGAGUAGUAAUAAGUAACUUUUGAUUUCUCUCCAUUCUUCUCACAUGGAAGGGUUAAUGGAACUUUUAAAAAAAGAAAACUUUUGGAAAGAAAUUGUAGAAUUCAGUAUACACAUCUUGUGUUAUAUAUAAUUUUUUUCAUAUUCAUUUGAGCCAUAAUGAAAUUUAAUCAAAUGCAGAUACUAUUUGAUUAUGUUACAUUAUGUUUGGUGAAACGUCGCCCGAUUAUGGGUCUCCAUAUUCUAUCUCCAAGAUAUCUGGCAUCUCAUCUAAUUUCGAUU